UGUUUGCACCCGCCUCCGGCCCGGAAGUGCUUUCUUGGGAAGAUGGCGGCUGUGUCGGUGUGUGCUCCACCGGUUGGAGGCUUCUCUUUUGAUAACUGCCGCAGGAAUGCCGUCUUGGAAGCCGAUUUUGCAAAGAGGGGAUACAAGCUUCCAAAGGCCCGGAAAACUGGCACGACCAUCGCUGGGGUGGUCUAUAAGGAUGGCAUAGUUCUUGGAGCAGAUACAAGAGCAACUGAAGGGAUGGUUGUUGCUGACAAGAACUGUUCAAAAAUACACUUCAUAUCUCCUAAUAUUUAUUGUUGUGGUGCUGGGACAGCUGCAGACACAGACAUGACAACCCAGCUCAUUUCUUCCAACUUGGAGCUCCACUCCCUCUCCACUGGCCGUCUUCCCAGAGUUGUGACAGCCAAUCGGAUGCUGAAGCAGAUGCUUUUCAGGUAUCAAGGUUACAUUGGUGCAGCCCUAGUUUUAGGGGGAGUAGAUGUUACUGGACCUCACCUCUACAGCAUCUAUCCUCACGGAUCAACUGAUAAGUUGCCUUAUGUCACCAUGGGUUCUGGCUCCUUGGCAGCAAUGGCUGUAUUUGAAGAUAAGUUUAGGCCAGACAUGGAGGAGGAGGAAGCCAAGAAGCUGGUGAGCGAAGCCAUCGCAGCUGGCAUCUUCAACGACCUGGGCUCCGGAAGCAACAUUGACCUCUGCGUCAUCAGUAAGAACAAGCUGGAUUUUCUCCGCCCAUACACAGUGCCCAACAAGAAGGGGACCAGGCUUGGCCGGUACAGAUGUGAGAAAGGGACUACUGCAGUCCUCACUGAGAAAAUCACUCCUCUGGAAAUUGAGGUGCUGGAAGAAACAGUCCAAACAAUGGACACUUCCUGAAUGGCAUCAGUGGGUGGCUGGCUGUGGUUCUGGAAGAUGGUGGGCAUUGGAGGUCCAGUAAGACAUUCACGUGGCUAGUGUUUGCUGAAUGAAACUCAAUAAAAAACAAACAAAAACCAAAUUGGGCAGCUGA
Molecule: messenger RNA, 1009 nt
Organism: Nomascus leucogenys (northern white-cheeked gibbon)
Lineage: Eukaryota; Metazoa; Chordata; Mammalia; Primates; Hylobatidae
Gene: PSMB7
Product: proteasome 20S subunit beta 7
Cellular component (GO): proteasome core complex
Molecular function (GO): threonine-type endopeptidase activity
Source: RefSeq, a predicted model, not a curated record